AUGGCGUCGGACAGGGCGAAACCGAAGAAUGCCGUUUCCUCCGAAGAGAAUUCCUCAAAUCAUCCACAUGCUGAUACUGGUUUCUCUCGUCUUUUGCAUCAUCGUAGCCCUACCACAGGACACCAUGUCCGCGAUUCUUCGACGAAUUCUCUAGAUAGGAUAUUUGACACUCGUACCGAAACCCCUCAAGUCCCUCACCAUCCAGUUCUCCAGAGGUCUAUGACCUUGGAGGAUAAACAUUAUGCGAAUAAUUCUUACGGAGUCACUGAAUUGCGUGAUGGUUUCUUCGAUGCCAUCUUCCUCCCCCCCGAGGAAGUUGACCCCCAAGACCUCAUAAAGAAGGCUGAGCUGACCCUCCCAUAUGCCUUGCGGAAAAGGGACCCCCUAUCUGUGCGCAAUUUUUUACCCAAGCAGUGGCACGAUGUAAAAGGGGUCAUUCGUCGUGUCACUACUACGAGGGCUGGUAUAAGACUGCUCAAGUCAUUUCUUGCUUUCUUCAUAGCAUAUAUCCUAUGCCUCAUCCCUCGUGUUCAAGCUAGAUUAGGCCGUUACAGUUAUAUCAUAGUCAUAUCGACUAUACUCAACCAUCCUGCGAGGACCUUAGGAGCUCAGGUCGACGGGACUAUUCUAACAAUAAUAGGUACGGCGACUGGAUUAGGAUGGGGGGCGUUUGGGUUAUGGGUGUCUACCGCCACAGCAACAGCACGUGUUGGAUAUGGCGGUGUCCUCGCUGUCUUCCUUUUUAUAUAUAUUUUUGCUAUUGCUUGCCUUCGUUCAUACUAUAUUCGCACAUACCAAGCCAUUAUAUGUGCUGGGAUAUCCAUCUGUUACACAUGUCUAGCAGAGGUAUCGGGCAGCGAGGUCUCCUGGUCUAAGCUACUCGCUUAUGGCAUUCCUUGGGUUCUAGGGCAGGCUAUCUCUCUUGUUGUAUGCUGUAUAGUGGUCCCGGAUGCUGGUGCCCGUCCGCUAGCCGUAGCUCUCCAUCAAGCAUUUGCUGUCAUGCUGGAUGGUCUUGGGUUAACCCGACUAGAAAGCAUUAGGACGCGGCGAAGACUAUCACAAACAUUUGUAAGUAUUUCACAAGCGUAUAGGGAUCUCGUGAUCGAUUUUUCUAUUACACGUUUUGAUCCAAAAGACGUGUUGGCGCUUCGUAAUCUCAUCCAAGGCGUUAUUCGUGCGCUCCUCAGCUUGAAUGGCGAAACAAGGAUCCUUGACGAGUUAGAUGACUACUGUUCGGAUAGGUUAAGUCGAGAACGGCCUAUACUAGAUGAAUUCGUCUUAAAUAUGGGAGAAAAAUGCCACGACCCGGAAAGUGAGGAGCAAAAUAAGCUCGCUAAAUUUGUUGCUAGCAACUUAGCCGAGCCUACAAAAGAACUCCUUUUAUCUAUGGAGACCGCUUUACAAAGCUGCGAUGCGGUUUUGAUGGAGAUGUGCGGUCAUCGACAAUACCUCGGCCCUCCGAAGACCGUGUCGAGCGAUAUUCCGGGCUCCCUGGUAAAGCUGCGUAGGCGUAUCAUAGCUUUCAGCGAAUGUCAGGACAGUGUAUUAGCUAGCGGUAGGCUGCCCCCUACAUAUGCGAAGUCUCCAGAAGUCGUUAGACUCUUCACAUACUGCCGGCCUGUUCACCAAGCGGCAACAGCAAUUGAGGCGUUGCUAGUAAAAGUCAACGAGAUGCAGCAGAGGAGAUCGAAAUAUCCAAAGUUUCAUGGCCCGUCUUAUCCUUUCCGGAAGGCACUGCACCGCACAAAUGCCCAAGUUCGACAUGAUCGAGGUGGCUUAACAGCAGGUUCGUACUUUAGAAGCUUCAGCGACAUAGCGGCGAUCAUCCAAAAGAUUAAAUCAACAGACUUUCAGCCUUUACCGAGAGAGGACGAUGAUGACUCCAGUAAAGGCCACGAUACUUUGUAUGCUACAAUGACAGCCAGCGAGCCUGAGGAUGAAUGGAGUACGAAAAGCAAUCGUAUCCGACAGCAAAUCUGGAGGGUUCUUCAUCGACUACAGGGCUUUGAGACGCGUUUUGGGCUUAAAACUGCAGCGAUAACUUCGUUACUGUCCAUACCUGCUUGGAUCUCUCAGGCUCACGGGUGGUGGGAUGGCUUCGAAGUCUGGUGGGGAGUUGUAAUGGCUUGGCUUAUUAUGGGACCUCGUACUGGCGGUAACAUUCAGGACUUGGUAACGCGAGUGUUCUGUGCUGUCCUUGGCUCUCUUUGGGCGGGCCUAUCGUAUGCGGCCGGCGAUGGUAAUCCGUAUGUUAUGGCAGUGUUUGCUGUUAUCUUCAUGCUUCCCAUGAUUUACAGGUAUACACAAAGCACGCAUCCGAGAUCUGGGCUUGUAGGAUGCAUAUCGUUUACGGUCGUAUCUCUAGCAGAAGUCGCCGCCCAAGGCAAGCCCUCUACAGCUACAGUUGCUGCAACACACGGGGUCGCUAUGAUAGUUGGUGUCGUAGCCUCCAUUAUUGUUAAUUGGGUUCUAUGGCCGUUUGUUGCUCGUCACGAUCUUCGAAAGGCCACAGCUACUAUGAUGUUCUAUUGUAGCAUCGUGUAUAGGAGUAUCGUAUCGAGAUAUGUGUAUUAUGAAGAGGGGAAUGAACCUACCAAAGAAGAUAUACGAGCUUCUGAGAUACUCGAGGGACGUUUACGUGAAGGGUUUGUGAGAUUAAGGCAACUACUAGGCCUCACCCGUCAUGAGAUACGCCUACGAGCUCCUUUCGAUCCUUUGCCGUACUCUGCGCUCAUUGAUGCCUGUGAGCAAUUUUUUGAGUAUAUAGUCACGGCCCGUCAGGCAUCCUUAUUUUACCACCCACAUUUCAUCAGAGAUAAUACCGAGUUCGCUGCAGACUUGCUGGGCCACAGGCGAGACGCAGUCGCAACCAUUUUAACCAAUCUUUAUGUUCUUUCAGGUGCCCUUCUGGCAGACAGAAAAGUACCCAAAUACCUGCCGAGCGCCGCAGCUACACGGAAGCAGCUGUUGGACCGAAUGGGAGUUCUAGAGGCCGAGCUUGCGGCAAGCGGGAGACUUAGCGUCGAUGAAAAAUUAGAAGGGAGAAAAUGGGCUCAGAUAUACAGCUAUUCGUAUAAUGAGAGCUUGACGGGCUGCGUCGAGCAGCUGGAGGAACUUGAGAAGUAUACUAAGGCCAUUGUUGGCGAACAGGGGUGA
Daldinia loculata is the source of this 3156-nucleotide messenger RNA. RefSeq lists its product as uncharacterized. NCBI's taxonomy places the organism in Eukaryota, Fungi, Ascomycota, Sordariomycetes, Xylariales, Hypoxylaceae. The transcript is spliced from 7 exons. The coding region runs from base 1 to 3156 and encodes 1051 amino acids. The record is from RefSeq and is a predicted model, not a curated record.